Molecule: messenger RNA, 924 nt
Organism: Lineus longissimus
Lineage: Eukaryota; Metazoa; Nemertea; Pilidiophora; Heteronemertea; Lineidae
Product: sarcoplasmic reticulum histidine-rich calcium-binding protein-like
Exons: 1
Coding region: 1-924 (307 amino acids)
Source: RefSeq, a predicted model, not a curated record
AUGCGUCGCCAAGGGCGUACUGGUAAGAUAGAGGGUAGGAAAGUCGUCUAUCGAGGGAUGACAAGAGGCAAGACUGUUCCCCAUGGCGCGAUGAUGGUUGGUAAGGUCGUUCGUCAUAGAAGCUCCGGUAGUAACACUGGAGGUAAGGUAGUUCAAAAGGUAAUUCGCCUCGGAAGAGCUCCAAAGAGAGGAAGGACAAUCAUUCGCAAGAUCAUUCGUCAAGAUACAUCUAGUGCCAGGAAUGUUCCCGAUAAGUCAGGCGGGAAGGUCAUCAGAGAAGUUGUUUCUCAAGGAAAAUCAAGCAAGACUGGAGGAAAGACCAAGGUCGUUUCUGUGCGGAAAGCUAGUGACGAGACUGUCGGAAAAGUCGUCCAAAAGAGUACUUCUACAGAAAUGCCCGGUGCAAAGAAAGAUUCCCUGGGGUCAAAGGACUCUAAAAUGAAUAAAGCAACGAGUAUUGGGGAAAAGAGUGAAGAGAGGGUGAUUCAUGAGACUAUACACCAUUUCUUACCAAAGUAUGAAGCGACAAAUCAUGGCAGAGAAAGGGAAGCUCAUCAUAGGCACUUACACCAUUUCUUACCAGAGUACGAGGCAACAAAUCAUGGCAGAGAAAGGGAAGCUCAUAGGCACUUACACCAUUUCUUACCAGAGCAUAAAGCGACAAAUCAUGGCAGAGAAAGGGAAGCUCAUAGGCACUUACACCAUUUCUUACCAGAGCAUGAAGCGAGGAGUAUUGGGAAGAAACGUUCAAGAGAUAGGAAACCCAAAUCUGAACCUAAAUCAAAAAAAGACGGCGAUGAUGAUGAUGAUGAUGAUGAUGAUGAUGAUGAUGAUGAUGAUGAUGAUGAUGAUGAAAAGCCUGGCCCUGGAGAGCCAACAGCCGAAGACAGCAGAAAGCAGGAAGCAGAAGAAGACUCCAACUAA